Molecule: messenger RNA, 2052 nt
Organism: Puccinia triticina
Lineage: Eukaryota; Fungi; Basidiomycota; Pucciniomycetes; Pucciniales; Pucciniaceae
Exons: 6
Coding region: 1-2052 (683 amino acids)
Source: RefSeq, a predicted model, not a curated record
AUGCUGCCCCGAACCAAUGAUCCCAUUGGCCCGACCGGCGGAAACAGAAAGCAAGAAGGCCUCCAGAAAUCAGCGCGUACCCGCACCAAGGUCCCUCGCAACGAGCUCUACCAAAACGAAAAUGCUACUGGGCUAGCAACAGCUUCUGCUCCAAAGCAACGAUCCAACCUUACCUCCGCACUAGUCAGCAAACCUCUCUCCGGGAGAGUUCUGCGGCCUAUCAGCGUCAAUAUCUCGACCCCCGUCAAUUUAUCUCCACCCAUCAAACCCAAUGUUCGACGUUUCAGAUCAGGAAGUGAAAGCAAGAUCAAAUCCCUUCAGCCUGUCGACGAUCCUUCUGAUGUCGACGAUCCCUCUGAAUCCUCUGGCCGGCCGCCGAGCGACUCAUGUAAAACCUCCGUCUUCAGCCAAACCCACUCCGUUGAAACAUCUUCUGUACUGGUUGGAACGAGCCAGUUAAGCUCUCAAAACUUGCAGACGCUGUCUGAUAUGCUCCAGAGCAGCCAGCCCCCUUCGGUGAAAAUUGCCAUGCGCGAAAACGCUGGGCGAGAUCACCUCAAACCAAGUGGGGAGGGAAUCAGUGAGAAGUUGUUUAGUCUAGCACCCACCCUGGGCUCUUCUCGAAGAUCCGACUGCUCUCCAAGCGAAACUCAUACCUCCCCGCAAGACUCUCCGGUCAGCGAACCAACGAUUUUACGCUCGACUUUCUUCAACGUGGGUAUCAUCCUGCCCGCGCGCUCAAGUGAGGACGGCAGCCCUGAAAAGCUUGAAGUUGAAAACUCGGCUCGUUCCUCAGAAUCUACCCAGGUGCGGCUGACGUUGCUGAGGUUGGAGACCAUGAUUCUCAAACAACGGAGAGUCGAUUUUGAGCCCACCGAGACUGGAUCUAAGCUCAGCCAAAGUAACGAGAACCGCGAGCAUUUCGGUGAGAAUGAUCUUGAAGCCCAUAACAUCGGUAGCCAAUCAGACGAAACCCUUCCGUCGAGAAAGAUCCCGACUGUUGGCAAAGUCAGAUGUGCGCUCACGGAGUCUGAGCGACUGUUAGGAAUCAAAUGGAUUCACAACGUCGAUACCACGUUGACUUCGAAUCCUCAUAUUACACCCCAAGUGCGAUAUCAUGCGAGUCUGCUAUUUUCUCUCUACUGGGGCUCCCGAUCUCCCAAAGUACCAAAAGCCGAGGGGGUAUCGACCUCGGAACCAAAAACAACACGUGACUUGUCCGCAGACAGGGAGGCAAAAAAGAAGUUGAAGUUGAUUGCAGCUACGGCUAUGGCUUGUCUCACAUUAACAAUCAAGUGGUACUUUGAUUUUUGCAAGCCAUUAUUCACCUUGCAACUGAUGAGCUUUUGCAAAACCACAGAUUUCAGGACUUUCCGAAUCACGCCGGAAGAUCUGAUCAUCGCCGAACGCGCAAUACUGUUUUCCUAUCCGGUAGCAGGCGGACUGUGGCUCGAUUCUCCCCAUGCCUUCUUGGAGGAGCUGAUCCACGUUAUUCCUUCUCUACGACUCUUGAGCCAAGUUCCUUCGUAUCUAUUGUUACAAAGGGGAAAGGUAAGUGGCGCCAACGACUCCAAAAUGGGCCAGCCCCCAAAGACUGCCGUACGUUGGGACUGGCCGAAGGUUGUCAAUCAGUUCGAAAGAACUCUUGCGAAAGCAACGAUGUGGCAAGAGGUUUUGGCUUUUGAGCCAUCCGUUCUAUGCGUUGUUGCACUGUACAUAGCAUUAGAUGGCGUAGAAGCUGGAUAUCAUGAAAAAAACAAUGGGUAUCAUGAGAUAAACGACACUGCGAGAGUAUCAUCCGACCCCGGCGUUCUUACCCGUGAAGCUUCCCCAUUUCCCGGCCAAGGAUCGUGUCCCGAGGCCAAAUUUGCGGCGAAGGGACAAGAACCAGCAAGUGUACCGUCGGCCGACUUGAACGACACCAAGGGACCGUGGAUUUGGAGAUGGGUGGAUAUCAACGAUACGAUGGAUCAAGUUUGUCGGACCACGCAGGUUUCGGGCGAUGACGUGGAGAGCUGUCUUGACUGGUUCUGCCAAUCGGAAUCCUUUUAA